CAGUUGUUGAGGCACCGAGGCGGGUUUCAGACCGAAGUGACACCUCGGCGGACUGACGCUCGUGCGCAUCCGCGGAAACCAGUUGCGCUCUUCGCAGCCUCCGCGCCGCUCCCGAGGAGAUACGAUGGCAUUUACCGCCGGACCGACUGCACGUCGCGUGGCUCCUCCGAUCGUGGAAGAAGGCACAAAGUGAAGGCGACAUGUGGCGAGUUGCGUGAGAGGGAAACAAACGUGAGAUUUCAUUUCCACCAUGGCAGCCAACGGGAGCUCAGAAACAGCUUACGGGUCAGAGGGCAACAACACCGGCACCCGGAAGGAAAUCUCCAUCGCCGCCUCCGUCGUCUCCAUGACUGUGGGCAUCUUCUCCAACGGCCUGGCGCUAUUCAUCCUCGUCGAAUCCUACAACCGCCUCCGGAUCAAGUCCAAGGCGUCCUUCCUGCUGUUUGCCAGCAGCCUGGUGGUCACCGACCUGCUGGGUCACCUCAUCAACGGCUCCCUGGUGAUCCUCGUCUACAGCUUCCACAAGGAGUGGCAGGCGUUCGACCCCCGCGGCGCCGUGUGCGGCGCCUUCGGGGCGUGCAUGGUGUUCUUCGGCCUGAGCCCCCUUUUCCUGGGCAGCGCCAUGGCCGUGGAGCGCUGCCUCGGCGUCACCAGGCCCAUCUUCCACUCCACGGCGCUGGCGUCCCGCCACAUGAAGCGGCUGCUGGCACUCACCUGGCUGCUCGCCGCCCUGGUGGCGGUGCUGCCCGUGCUGCUGGGGAGGCCCUACCGGGUCCAGAGCUCCAGGAGCUGGUGCUUCUUCCACAUGGAGGAACCUAAAGACUGGCUGGACGUGCUCCUCCCUUUGGUCUUCUCCAUGCUGGGGCUGAUGGCCCUGAUGCUCUCCAUUGUGUGCAACGCCAUGACGAGCUGUGCUCUGCUGCGGGCCCGGCUGCGCCGCAAGCACCACUGUCGAGGCACGUCGUACCACAUAGAGAUGAUCUGUCAGCUGCUGGGUAUCAUGUCGGUGUCCUGCGUGUGUUGGGGCCCAUUGCUGAUCCGCGUCAUCAUGCUGAGCACCAGGGCCAGAGACGAGCCCGCGUCCCUCAGCCUCCUCGUGGUGGUGCGCAUGGCCACGUGGAACCAGAUCCUCGACCCCUGGGUCUACAUCCUGCUGAGGAAGGCCGUCCUGAGGAAAAUGUUCACGCUGCUCCACGACUGCUGUGGCCCCAAGUCUCGCUUCGCGCAGCGCUGGCAGCGCAGCGUGCUCCGCAGCUCGCUGGAGACCAGCAACUCGGGCUUCGGCCCGACCGACUGCCGCCUCCUCGGUAGAUUACCGGAGACUGCGAUCAAAUCCAUCGCCUGA
Molecule: messenger RNA, 1345 nt
Organism: Pungitius pungitius (ninespine stickleback)
Lineage: Eukaryota; Metazoa; Chordata; Actinopteri; Perciformes; Gasterosteidae
Gene: ptgfr
Product: prostaglandin F receptor (FP)
Exons: 3
Coding region: 251-1345 (364 amino acids)
Biological process (GO): positive regulation of cytosolic calcium ion concentration; adenylate cyclase-activating G protein-coupled receptor signaling pathway; inflammatory response
Cellular component (GO): plasma membrane
Molecular function (GO): prostaglandin F receptor activity
Source: RefSeq, a predicted model, not a curated record